AUGGCUGUGCUGACUCUUCUAACCUUGUUCUGCGCUUUGGCAUCCGCCUGCGCGCAGAAUCUACCGCGCCCCGGCCCAGUGGCAGCAGGAGGGGGUGGCGGAGUGGCGGGGGGGGGAGGGCCCGGGGGAGCUGCAGCCGGAGGGGGAGGCGGAGCAGCGACAGGGGGGUUGGGGGGACCCUUUCCACGAGUGGCGCAGCAGGGGCAGGGGGGAGAGCCUGGACAGCUGGGGGACCUCUAUGCAUCCGCGUGCGCCCAACAGCCCCCAGGGGGAGGGGGCGGAGCACCAGGGGGGGAAACGCCUGUGCCAGCAGGGGGAGGGGGCGGAGCACCUCAGGAGGGCGGAGCACCAGGGGGGGGAACGCCUGUGCCAGCAGAGGGAGGGGGCGGAGCACCUCAGGGGGGCGGAGCACCUCAGGGGGGCGGAGCACCUCAGGGGGGUGGAGCACCUCAGGGGGGUGGAGCACCUCAGGGGGGCGGAGCACCAGGGGGGGGAACGCCUGUGCCAGCAGGGGGAGGGGGCGGAGCACCUCAGGGGGGCGGAGCACCUCAGGGGGGCGGAGCGCCUCAGGGGGGCGGAGCUCCUCAGGGGGGGGGAGCACCUCAGGGGGGCGGAGCUCCUCAGGGGGGGGGAGCACCUCAGGGGGGCGGAGCACCUCAGGGGGGCGGAGCACCUCAGGGGGGCGGAGCACCUGGGGGGGGAGCAGCCCCAGGGGGCGGAGCAGCCCCAGGAGGAGGAACGCCUGUACCAGCGGCGGGAGGCGGAGCAGCAGGGGGAGGAGGCCCUGGGGGGCCUGGGGGGGCUGGGGCAGCAGGGGGAGGGGGGCCGGGGGGGCCAGGGGUUGCGCUUGACAAGGUUGGGAAGAAGGUUCCGUGGGUUGCGCAGCAGCAGCAGGGGGGAGGGGCGGGGGGGGCAGAGCUGGGGGACCUCUAUGCCCAUCUGGAGGGUGAGUUGGAGGGGCAGAACAAUGACGACAUCGAAGGGGAGAUCCACCUCUACACCUUCCGCACCUCUUCUGGAGCCUUCAACGUGCUCUAUGUCCUCACAGUCAAGCAGCUCCCCCAGCAGUCCCCCCCCACCAACGCCACCAUCACCCGCGGCCGCUCCGUCGCCCUCACCUUCCCCGCCACGUGGCACGAAACCACUGGCCAGCCGGGCUUCAAGCAGAACGACGCUGAUGAUGACGACGAUGGGGAUUGCCCGGACGGCAAGUGUUACAGUUACGCUGCGGUUGGUUACUGGGCGAAUGCGGAUAAGACAAUUAUCGAUGUGGUGAACGGUAUGAUUGCGGAUGCCACGGCGUAUCAAGGGCACAUGACUUUGCCUUCAGGGGAGGAUGUGAAGGGAGAAUUUGAGCUCGAUUAA
Molecule: messenger RNA, 1365 nt
Organism: Closterium sp. Naga37s-1
Lineage: Eukaryota; Viridiplantae; Streptophyta; Zygnematophyceae; Desmidiales; Closteriaceae
Source: the annotation of a GenBank genome assembly